AUGAGUAUGCUUAUAACAAACAUUAUACGAGCCUGUUCCACAAAACGAUUGUUAUAUGAAGUAAAGUUAGCAAAUCAAACUGUCAAGAAAAUCAAGCCGCCAAUGCAUAAGGAUAAACCUCUGAAGAUGGAAGAUCUAACUAAAGUCUACUUGACUCCUUUACCGGAUUCUCCUUACGUGAAGCCUUUCCGCUUUAACUACGUGCAAGGAGGCAAGGAUAAGAACUGGGAUAUGCUGGCGGUGCACGACAGCGUCGCUAUCAUAGUUUUCAACACCACCAAAAACGUUUUGGUAUUCGUCAAGCAAUUCCGACCCGCUGUGUACUUCAACUGCAUACCACCAGGAGAACGGGAAGCUGGGGAAAUUGACACAAGCAAGUACCCAGCCUCAUUGGGCAUCACUUUAGAGAUGUGCGCAGGCAUCGUAGACAAGAACAAGUCUUUGCAGGAGAUAGCCAAGGAGGAAGUUUUAGAAGAGUGCGGCUAUGACGUACCGCUCAAAGAACUGCUACAAAUUGCGUCAUACAGGGCCGGUGUCGGCGUUCAGGGCUCGCUACAAACAUUAUUCUACUGUGAGGUCACCGACGACAUGCAAAUAGGAAAAGGUGGUGGCGUCGAAGAUGAAAUCAUAGAGGUAGUAGAAAAAACAAUACCAGAAGUAGAAAAAUGGAUAUCCGGUCCGGGACCUCUGAACACUCCUCCAUCUUGCCUAUUCGCAUUGAUGUGGUUUCUACGACACAAAGCUGACAAAUACAGAAAGUAG
Spodoptera littoralis (African cotton leafworm) is the source of this 762-nucleotide messenger RNA. NCBI's taxonomy places the organism in Eukaryota, Metazoa, Arthropoda, Insecta, Lepidoptera, Noctuidae. The record is from the annotation of a GenBank genome assembly.